Messenger RNA from Vitis vinifera (wine grape), 2246 nucleotides. RefSeq lists its product as uncharacterized. Gene Ontology annotation, biological process: translational initiation. Gene Ontology annotation, cellular component: cytoplasm; eukaryotic translation initiation factor 3 complex. The record is from RefSeq and is a predicted model, not a curated record. The transcript has 6 exons. The coding region runs from base 173 to 1843 and encodes 556 amino acids. Gene Ontology annotation, molecular function: translation initiation factor activity. Lineage: Eukaryota; Viridiplantae; Streptophyta; Magnoliopsida; Vitales; Vitaceae.
AUCCUUGUUCUCUUCUAGGGUAACUCACUCUUUUUUCUCUGUUAUCCCAAAACCCUAGUCUCACGAUUCGAGCUGUGUGGCUGUUCUACCCAUCAAAACCACACCUCUCCCAAUCAGGGAUUAGGGUUCCAAAUUCCGAAACCCUAAUCUCCGUAACACUGUCCAGACAACCAUGGCUUCCUCCUACGACCAUGAGGACGUCCAAUCUCAAUCCCAAGUCGACCCUCUGGGCUACGACCCUAACUACGUUCCCGACUCCGUCAGGACCUUCGUGGUCCACCUCUACCGCCACAUUCGUGAGAAGAACGUCUACGAAAUCCACCAGAUGUACGAGUCCUCCUUCCAAACCCUCUCUGACCGCCUCUUCAAGGAGACCCCUUGGCCCUCCGUCGACGCCGUCGCUCACCACGUCGACAACGACCAUGUUUUCUGCCUCCUCUACCGAGAGAUGUGGUACCGCCAUCUCUAUGCCCGCCUCUCCCCCACCGCCAAGCAGCGGAUCGAUUCGUGGGACAAUUACUGCUCUUUGUUUCAGGUGGUGUUACAUGGAGUGGUCAACAUGCAGUUGCCAAACCAGUGGCUCUGGGACAUGGUUGAUGAGUUUGUGUACCAGUUUCAGAGCUUUUGCCAGUACAGGGCCAAGAUGAAGAACAAGACAGAGCAAGAGAUUGCCCUUUUGAGGCAGUAUGAUCAGGCUUGGAAUGUGUAUGGUGUGCUCAACUUCUUGCAAGCACUUGUUGAGAAGUCCAUGAUCAUUCAGAUCUUGGAGCAGGAGAAGGAAGGACUUGAACAGUUCACCGCUACCGAUGGAUAUGAUUACAAUGGUGGAAGUAAUGUCUUGAAAGUGCUGGGAUAUUUCAGCAUGGUGGGCUUGCUUCGAGUUCAUUGUCUUUUGGGUGAUUAUCAUACGGGUCUGAAGUGCUUACUCCCCAUUGACAUUAGUCAACAAGGUGUUUACACCAGUGUUAUUGGAAGCCACAUUACAACCAUUUAUCAUUUUGGGUUUGCCAAUCUUAUGUUGCGGAGGUAUGUGGAAGCCAUUCGGGAGUUCAACAAGAUUCUUCUAUACAUUUACAAGACCAAGCAAUUUCAUCAAAAAUCUCCACAGUAUGAGCAAAUACUAAAGAAGAAUGAGCAGAUGUAUGCCUUACUGGCAAUUUGUCUCUCACUUUGCCCCCAAGAGCAGCUUGUUGAGGAGACUGUACAGUCUCAGUUGAAGGAGAAGUAUGGUGAGAAGAUGAAUAGAAUGCAGAGAUAUGAUGAUGAAGCAUUUGCUCUCUAUGAUGAGCUCUUCUCAUAUGCAUGUCCCAAGUUCAUUACCCCCUCAGCUCCUGUUUACGAGGAGCCUCUUGUAAAUUACAACCAGGAAGCUUAUAGACUUCAGUUGAAGCUGUUCCUUUAUGAAGUGAAGCAGCAACAGUUAUUAUCAGGUGUCCGUACCUUCUUGAAAGUAUAUUCGACCAUCUCUCUUGGGAAGCUUGCGACGUACAUGGAAGUGGAUGACCCCACACUAAGGACAAUUUUGAUGACAUAUAAACACAAAACACAUGCCGUUGAUUCCGAUGGAAAAAUUGGCUCCAAUGCUGAUGUUGAUUUCUACAUUGAUGAUGAUAUGAUUCAUGUUAUUGAAUCCAAACCAACCAAGCGAUAUGGGGACUACUUCAUGCGUCAAGUUGUUAAGGUAGCCCCUCCUCUCAACUUUGUUUUUUUAGUGAUUUUUAAAUUUUUUAAAAGCGUACUUUGUGAUAUGGUUAUUUUAUACAUAUUUGUGGUGAUUUAUCUAUUUAUUUCUUUUCAGCUUGAAGGAUUGAUGAACGAUAUGGACAGGGUAAAGCUUGACUGAGUUGCAUUUCUCUUUUGAAGAAUGAUAUGGACAGGAUAAACCUGACUGAGUUGCCCAUCUCCUUUUGGGGUUCACCUCCUUUCUCUUGUUGGUUCUUACGGAUACUUGGAGGGAAUUUUCUCUUCUUAUUUAUGUCAAUUUUGAGUCACUGAAAUGUUGUUUUUCACAUGCCUUCUUCUGCUAUUGCAUUUUUCUUGGAGAAAAGCAGGUUGGUCGGUCUGUGGUCCCAUCAGGAGGUCCUUUUUAGAAAUAUUGCCAGUAUGCUCUUCUGGUAUUGAAAUACCUUUUAGUUGAAGUUAUUUUGUUAUAUUACUUAUUAGGUUUAUGUAAGGCCUCUGAAAUCUGAACAUGUGAAACAUGGGGAUAAAUUAAUUACCAAUUUUCCUUUGUACCCAUCCAAAAA